CAUUUGAACCUCUCGCCCGAGCCGCUCGCGCGCCCGCCCGCUCGGUCUCCAGUCCUCCCGCAUACGAAAGGCAUCGCGCCGCCCUCCCGCCCUCCCGCCUUCCCUGCCACCGCCACCGCUUCCUCCGCAGCCCGGGAGGGAGAGGGGGGAGGGCAUGAGAAGUUGUAGCGGCCGAGGAGUCACCGCGACGCAUCGCUCCGCUUGCCCGAUCCCGUCCUCGCCCCGGUCCCCGCGUCUCCGGGGAGCAGCAGGGGCAGCGCCCGACGUUUCCUGGGUCACUCAGGUUUAUUCUCGGUCUUCACAACUCUGAGCUCCCUUUCUCUCCCGUUAGCGAGUUCUUCCUGGAACAUGAGGAAGGGCCCAGACCAGCCAUCCUUCAUUAUCUGUAGAGAAUUGAUAUAAUGGUGUGUCCAAGUGAGACUAUAUAAAGAAAUAAUGUUGAUAUUUGGAACCCAUGUCGAACAUCUAUGAAGAGAAGGUAACAAUGAUUGCAGCAGGGGAUUUGCAGGAGUUUGUUCCUUUUGGCCGUGAUCACUGCAAGCACCACCCUAAUGCGCUGAAUCUUCAACUUCGGCAGCUGCAGCCUGCAUCUGAGCUGUGGUCUUCUGAUGGAGCUGCUGGUUUGGUGGGAUCCCUUCAGGAGGUUACGAUCCAUGAAAAACAGAAGGAAAGCUGGCAUUUAAGGAAAGGCAUAAGUGAUGUUGGAGAAGAGGUAGAAUAUGAUGAAGAAUUGUAUGUGGCUGGUAAUAUGGUUAUCUGGAGCAAAGGAAGUAAAAGCCAGGCUUCUGCUGUUUAUAAAGCUUUCACAGUAGAUAGUCCUGUUCUUCAGGCACUGUGGUCUGACUUCAUAAUAUCACAGGAUAAAUCUGAAAAAGAGGACGGUAGCAGUGAAGUAGAAAAAUGCAUAUGCAUAUUACAAAGUUCUUGCAUAAAUGUGCAUAGCAUGGAGGGGAAAGAUUAUAUAGCUUCCUUACCUUUUCAGGUAGCAAAUGUUUGGCCCACCAAAUACGGUUUAUUGUUUGAACGAAGCAGUUCUGCACAUGAAGUACCUCCAAGUCCACCUAGAGAACCUUUACCCACUAUGUUCAGCAUGCUGCAUCCACUGGAUGAAAUUACCCCCCUUGUUUGUAAAUCUGGAGGUCUUUUUGGAACAUCAAGGGUACAGUAUGUUGCAGAUAGUGCGAUGAAAAUUGUUUUCCUCAACGCUGACCCUUCUGUUGUAAUGACAUAUGAUGCUGUUCAGGGUUUACAUUCUCUCUGGAUUCUGCGCAGAGUGAAACCUGAGGAACAGAAUGUGGUUUUAAAAUUCUCAGAACAAGGGGGUACCCCACAGCAUGUGGCUACCAGUAGCUCCCUUACUGCGCAUCUCAGAAGUCUCUCCAAAGGAGAUUCCCCUGGGGCUUCACCUUUCCAGAAUUACUCUUCCAUCCACAGUCAGAGUCGGUCAACAUCCUCACCCAGUUUACAUUCUCGUUCACCUUCUAUUUCCAACAUGGCAGCUCUUAGUCGUUCUCAUUCUCCUGCCUUAGGAGUACACUCAUUCUCAGGGGUGCAGAGAUUCAACUUUUCAAGCCAUAACCAAUCUCCAAAGAGGCAGAGUGUUUCUCAUUCUCCAAACAGUACUUCUAAUGACUCCUUUCUUGCACCAGAAGUGGAGCCGAUUGUUCCAGAACUUUGUAUUGACCACUUAUGGACGGAAGCAAUGACCAAUACUAGAGAGAAAAAUUCUCCAGCUUCAAAAGUAUUUAUUACAUCUGACCUCUGUGGCCAGAAGUUUUUAUGUUUUUUAGUAGAAUCCCAAUUCCAGCUUCGCUGUGUAAAGUUUCAAGAGAGUAAUGAUAAAACCCAGCUGAUCUUUGGUUCUGUCACUAACUUACAUGCAAAGGACGCGGCACCAGUGGAGAAAAUUGAUACCAUGUUGGUCCUAGAAGGCAGUGGAAACCUGGUACUGUACACUGGAUUGGUUCGGGUAGGGAAAGUUUUCAUUCCUGGACUGCCGGUUCCUUCCCUGACAAUGUCAAACACAAUGCCAAGACCUAGCACUCCAUUGGACAGUGUUAGUACUCCUAAGCCUCUAAGCAAACCACUUGGUUCCUUGGAUGAGGUAGUUCUGCUGUCGCCAGUUCCAGAGCUGAGGGAUUCUUCAAAACUUCAUGAUUCGCCUUAUAUUGAUGACUGUACUUUUCAGCAACUUGGAAGUUACAUUCACUCUGUUAGAGAUCCUGUCCAUAACAGAGUAACACUUGAACUCAGUAAUGGUUCAAUGGUUAGGAUCACCAUUCCUGAAAUUGCCACCUCAGAAUUAGUAAAAAAAUGUUUACAAGCUAUCAAGUCUAUACUGCCAAAAGAGAUAGCUGUGCAGAUGCUUGUCAAGUGGUACAAUGUUCACAAUGCUCCAGGAGGACCCAGUUAUCAUUCAGAAUGGAAUUUAUUCGUAACUUGUCUGAUGAAUCUGAUGGGCUAUAACACAGACCGCUUGGCGUGGAUCCGUAAUCUUGACUUUGAAGGAUCUCUUUCUCCAGUCAUUGCACCUAAAAAAGCAAGACCUUCUGACACUGGAUCAGAUGAGGACUGGGAAUAUUUACUGAAUUCUGAUUACCACCAGAAUGUUGAGUCUCAUCUUUUAACUAGAGCUUUGCAUUUGAAUCCUUUGGAAGUUUCACUGAUGAAGGAUGAUGUUUUGCAUAACCUUACUUUGGAUUCUUCUACACUUCUCUUCACUCAUAUACCUGCUAUUUUUUUUGUGCUUCAUCUUGUUUAUGAGGAAUUAAAAUUGAAUAGUUUAAUGGGAGAAGGAAUACGCUCACUUGUUGUUCUUCUAGUUCAGUUGGCAAGGGAUUUACAGUUGGAGCCAUAUUUAGAUUAUUACUAUAGAGACUAUCCAACACUUGUGAAAACUUCCCGACAAACAUGCAUAAUUGACCAAGCCCAAACAGUACUUAUGAAUCGCCCUCCAUUUUUUACACCUGAACCUCCAAGUAUAUAUCAGUGGCUGAGUUCUUGCCUAAAGGGUGAAGGAGCAUCACCUUAUCCUUAUCUAUCUGGAGUCUGUGAACGAAGCAAACUAAUUGUGUUGAGUGUUGCACUCUAUAUACUUGGUGAUGAGAGAGCUGUUUCUAAUGAAGCAUCACAAUAUUUAUCCAAAGUAACUUCAGCACCAAAAAAGAGUCAAAUGGAACAAAAUGACAGAUUUAGUUUCAGACAUAGUACACCUGUAAAUAGCCUAGCUGAAAAAUUAGUACUCUGGAUGACUAAUGUAGGCUUUACCUUAAGGGAUUUGGAGUCUCUUCCUUUUGGAGUUGCUCUUCCUAUCAGAGAUGCUAUCUAUCACUGCCGAGAACAGCCUGCUUCUGAAUGGCCAGAAGCUGUCUGUCUCUUGAUUGGGCGUCAGGAUCUUUCCAAACAAGCUUGUGAAGGGAACUUGCCAAAAGGAAAAUCUUCUGUUGCUCAGGUGCUCUCAUCAGAUGUGCCUUCAGGAACUGAAGCAGAGGAGGAAGAUGAUGGCAUGAAUGAUAUGAAUCAGGAAGUCAUGUCGUUGAUAUGGAGUGAAGAUUUAAGGGUCCAGGAGGUCCGAAGACUUCUCCAAAGUGCUCAUCCUGUCCGAGUCAAUGUAGUACAGAUGCCAGAAGUUAAUGACCAUGAAUACAUUGAAGAAAAAGAAAACAGGUUGCUCCAGUUGUGUCAGCGAACUAUGGCACUUCCCUUGGGGCGAGGAAUGUUUACUUUGUUUUCAUACCAUCCAGUUCCAACAGAACCGUUGCCUGUUCCUAAACUGAAUCUUACUGGACGAGCUCCUCCUAGGAACACAACUGUGGACCUUAACAGUGGAAAUAUUGAUGUGCCUCCCAACAUGGCAUGUUGGGCUAGCUUUCACAAUGGUGUUGCUGCUGGGUUAAAAAUAGCACCUGCAUCCCAGAUUGAUUCAGCUUGGAUUGUCUACAACAAACCAAAGAAUGCAGAAUUGGCCAAUGAGUAUGCAGGCUUUCUCAUGGCCUUAGGCUUGAAUGGGCAUCUUACAAAGCUAGCUACGCUUAAUAUACACGACUAUUUGACCAAGGGCCAUGAGAUGACAAGCAUUGGACUGCUACUUGGUGUUUCUGCUGCUAAGCUAGGCACAAUGGAUAUGUCAAUUACUCGGCUUCUCAGCAUCCAUAUACCUGCUCUCUUACCUCCAACUUCAACAGAACUUGAUGUCCCUCACAAUGUUCAAGUGGCUGCAGUGAUAGGCAUAGGCCUUGUCUAUCAAGGGACAGCUCACAGGCAUACUGCAGAAGUUCUGCUGGCUGAAAUUGGGCGCCCUCCAGGUCCAGAAAUGGAAUAUUGCACUGACAGGGAAUCAUACUCUUUAGCAGCUGGUUUGGCACUGGGCAUGGUUUGCUUGGGGCAUGGUAGCAACCUGAUAGGCAUGUCUGAUCUCAAUGUACCUGAGCAGCUUUAUCAGUACAUGGUUGGAGGUCACAGGCGCUUCCAAGCAGGAAUGCAUAGAGAAAAACAUAAAUCUCCAAGUUAUCAAAUUAAAGAAGGUGACACAAUCAACGUAGAUGUGACUUGUCCUGGUGCAACUCUGGCUUUGGCAAUGAUCUACCUAAAAACUAAUAACAGGUCUAUUGCUGACUGGCUUCGAGCUCCUGAUACAAUGUAUUUGUUGGAUUUUGUGAAACCAGAAUUUCUUUUGCUUAGGACCCUUGCUCGAUGCUUGAUUCUAUGGGAUGAUAUUUUGCCAAAUUCCAAGUGGGUUGAUAGUAAUGUUCCACAAAUUAUAAGAGAAAAUAGUAUUUCUCUUAAUGAAACUGAAAUACCAUCCUCAGAGGAUCUGAACUUGGAAACCCUGGCGCAAGCACAUGUCUAUAUAAUUGCUGGAGCUUGUUUGUCUCUGGGUUUUCGAUUUGCUGGUUCAGAAAACUUAGCAGCAUUUAACUGUUUGUACAAGUUUGCGAAAGAUUUUAUGAAGUGUUUGUCUGCACCCACAGCUUCAGUGACAGGCCAUUAUAAUCUAGAAACCUGCCUAAGUGUCGUGCUCCUCUCUCUUGCCAUGGUCAUGGCUGGCUCUGGAAACCUGAAGGUUCUUCAGCUUUGUCGUUUCAUGCACAAGAAGACUGGUGGAGAAAUGAACUAUGGUUUCCAUUUGGCUCAUCAUAUGGCUCUUGGACUUCUCUUUUUAGGAGGAGGCAGAUAUUCUUUGAGUACUUCAAAUUCUUCAAUUGCUGCUCUUCUUUGUGCACUUUAUCCCCAUUUUCCAGUUCAUAGCACUGACAAUAGGUAUCAUCUCCAGGCUCUUCGACACUUGUAUGUAUUAGCAGCAGAACCAAGACUUCUUGUGCCUGUUGAUGUAGAUACAAAUACUCCUUGCUAUGCAUUAUUAGAGGUUACCUACAAGGGCACUCAGUGGUAUGAAGAAACAACAGAAGAGCUAAUGGCACCUACUCUUCUUCCUGAGCUUCACCUUUUAAAACAGAUUAAAGUGAAAGGCCCACGAUAUUGGGAAUUACUUAUAGACUUAAGUAAAGGAAUACACCACUUGAAAUCAAUCCUUUCCAAGGAUGGGGUUUUAUAUGUGAAACUCAGGGCAGGGCAGCUCUCCUACAAAGAAGAUCCAAUGGGCUGGCAAAGCUUGUUAGCUCAAACAGUCACCCACAGGAAUUCUGAAGCCAGAGCUUUCAAGCCAGAAGCUAUUUCAGCUUUCACCUCUGAUCCAGCACUUUUGUCAUUUGCUGAAUAUUUCUGCAAACCAACUGUGAACUUGGGUCAGAAACAGGAAAUUCUUGAUCUCUUUUCUUCAAUACUUUAUGAAUGUGUCACUCAGGAGAAUCCAGAGAUGCUGCCUGCAUACAUAGCAAUAGAUCAGGCUGUCAGAAGACUAGAAAGAAGGGAAAUGUCUGAGACUUUUGAACUUUGGCAAAUAAAGUUGGUGCUAGAAUUUUUCAGCUCCAGAAGUCACCAGGAGAGAAUGCAGAAGAUCCCUAGUCGAGGACUUUUUAUGAAUUCUGAAUUCCUUCCUGUGAUGAAGUGCACAGUUGAUAAUGCUUUGGAUCAAUGGUUACAAGCUGGAGGUGAUGUGUGCCUGCACUCCUAUUUAAGUGGCCAGCCCACAGAAGAAUCCCACCUAAGCAUGUUGGCAUGCUUUUUGAUUUAUCAUUCUGUUCCCACCCCAGGGCAGCUGUCGGCUGGAGGAUUAGAAGGAAGCAUGAGUUUUUCUGAGCUACUUCUAAAAUUCAAGCAACUGAAGAUGCCAGUCCGAGCCUUGCUGAGGCUGGCUCCUUUGCUUCUUGGAAAUCCACAAUCAAUGGUACUGUGAUCACCUUAGUUAGCAGACCUGCCCUGAAUAUGAAUUUUCCACAAAAGUGACCAAACAUCAAAGCCUAAAGUAUUGUUUAUAAGUUAUGUAAUAGAACUAUGAAGGAAAAUGAACUACACAGACAUCAAAUUGUAUUUUAAAACAAAUGUUUUCAAUGUUACAGAAAGCUCUCAGUUGCUGUUAGAAUAUGUAAAAGUGAA
Dromiciops gliroides (monito del monte) is the source of this 6495-nucleotide messenger RNA. It is a transcript of the gene ANAPC1, whose product is annotated as anaphase promoting complex subunit 1. The record is from RefSeq and is a predicted model, not a curated record. Gene Ontology annotation, molecular function: molecular adaptor activity. Gene Ontology annotation, cellular component: anaphase-promoting complex. Lineage: Eukaryota; Metazoa; Chordata; Mammalia; Microbiotheria; Microbiotheriidae. The coding region runs from base 455 to 6295 and encodes 1946 amino acids. The transcript has 51 exons. Gene Ontology annotation, biological process: anaphase-promoting complex-dependent catabolic process; metaphase/anaphase transition of mitotic cell cycle; protein K11-linked ubiquitination.